Penicillium olsonii is the source of this 1641-nucleotide messenger RNA. Lineage: Eukaryota; Fungi; Ascomycota; Eurotiomycetes; Eurotiales; Aspergillaceae. The record is from the annotation of a GenBank genome assembly.
AUGCCAACUCUCGCUGAGCGGAUUCAGCCCGCUCUCAAUAUACGGGAGAACUCUCUUGAAGCCACCGCAAGACUCAAACGCCCUCUCUCGGAGCUCCCAGCAAAUGUGAUGGGAAUACCCCGAUCGUGUGGGCUUUUGACCGAGACAGAGCUAGAAUUGACCGAAAAAUACGAUGCCACUGCUCUGGUCACGAUGCUCGCGAAUGGCAAAGUCAGCGCGGAAGCUCUUCUCACAGCCUUCAGGAAACGAGCUACUAUCGCUCAUGAAUGUACAAACUGCCUUACAGAGCUCAUUCCUGAAGCCAUUGAAUCUGCGAAGGCCUGCGACAGGUUCUUAGCUCGAACCGGAAAGCCAAUCGGACCACUUCACGGCCUGCCGAUAUCAGUCAAAGAGCAAAUUUCCAUUGCAGGGCAUUACACCAAUGUUGGAUUUGUGUCAAUGGUAUCCAAUCACAGUACCGAGGAUGCCAGCAUAGUCAAAUCGCUAAAAAGUCUGGGCGCUGUUGUCUUCGCUAGGACUAAUCAACCCCAGUCUCUGAUGCAAUUGGAGACGUCUAACAACGUCUACGGGGCUACGGUCAAUCCUCGGAACCGAGGAUUGACGGCCGGAGGUAGUACCGGUGGAGAGGGAGCCUUGAUGGCUAUGCAUGGGACUCCGCUCGGGAUUGGAGGUGAUAUUGGAGGCUCCAUACGGGUCCCGGCUGCCCUGAAUGGCACCUAUGGAUUUUACCCCAGCAUUGGUCGGAUCAGCGGGGAAGGGGCACUCGUUCCAUCCCCGGGUUGUGAUUCCAUUCCCGGAACACUAGGGCCAUUUGCACGUUCACUGCGAGACAUUGAGCUCUUUUGCAAGAGUUACUCAUUGACGAAGCCAUGGAUGGACGAUGCGUCCCUCAUUCCAGGUGAUAUCCUUUCUCCACGUCACAAACCUGCCAACGCUCUCAGAGUUGGGAUUUUGGUGGAUGAUGGCGUCGUUUCUCCUUUCCCGCCUGUACAAACUGUCAUGAGAGAACUCCAAGAACGACUUGGGAAACAUCACUCAAUUCAUGUGGUUCCAUUCAAGCCUUUGGAUCACGAGGAAGCGUGGCGUAUCAUCUCAGCCAACUAUUUCGAAGAUGGCGGAGCAGAUAUUCGCAAUAUCUGUCAAGCUGGUAACGAGCCACUCUUGCCGAUGACGGAGUGGAUUAUUCGCCAAUGCCAAGAAAACGCGAGUCGCGUUGCUCCAACCAUGCAAGGACGAAAGAUGGCAAGAGACCAAUUCCGCCAAAAGUACAAUGCCCAUUGGAACGAGGCUGGCAUUGAUGUUCUCUUGGCACCUGUCACUCCAAGCACCGCUCCACCACUCGGCGCAACGCCAUACUGGGCCUAUACUGCAGUUUGGAAUCUACUCCAGUACCCUGCUAUUGCGGUACCCGGGGCCAGCUAUAUCGGUGACUGGGAUCGACGGUCUUUGUCUGGGAUGAACUACCGACCGAAGACAGAGCUUGAAAAGCUGAUGUUGGAAGACUAUCUUCCCGAGGUAUCACAAGGUAUGCCAGUUGGCGUGCAGGUCAUUGCAAAGCGAAUGCACGAGGAUAUUUUGCUUCAUGCAGCGUAUACCAUCGAGAAUGCACUCCGCAUCACCAAGCAUGAUAGUAUGCUGUGA